AUGUCUUUCAUAAACCUUGGCUUGAAUCUUGCUGCAUCGUCUUCCGUCGAUGUUUGGUUUCAUCUUAAGCAGGCCGUGCUUCAAAGCGCGUGUACUGCCAAAAGCAAUGAGCAUUCCACGAUCCAACAAAAUAACGUCAUGGAAUCGUACCCCUUCAAGCUCUUCCCGAGCAACAAGCUUCUCACUUGGGCUCCGGAAACAGUCAUCGAUAAUGCAUCAUCCGAUGAUCAAAUUUUGAUGGACACUAAUCACGUGGAAGAAUACUGUGAUACAUUAUUUGACUGCUUACUCGACUGCCACAACAGUAUCAUCGAAAUUGAGGGUCUCAAAUCGCCGUCUAGCUCGGCAUCUUUGAACAGUUUAUCCUGCUACUCCUGUGAAUCAGAAGAAGACGAAGCCAACUAUCAUGAAUGCGAAAGCUCUUUUAGUUCUCUCUUUGAAGAGGAUUGCAUAGACCACUCUAUCAUCUUGAAACCCGUCGCAACCUCAUCAUUCUCAAUCUCCGAACCUAAUCACACGGAUAUUCCAGCAUCUGAAGAAACACUGCUUCUUGAACCAAUCUCGUUAAAAAAUCGCUCAUGGAAUGAACAGAUUAAUCAUCUUGCUACUGAUGAAGAAUGGGACGAACAUAUCGAUGAAUUAGCAAAGGAGUUUGAAAAGGAAAUGGGAUUUGACUCUGAAACCGAAUUCCUAUCAUUCGACAGUACCAUCACCAGGAUAUCAGCUGCGUUUGAUUGCAAAGAGGAAGAAGUUGAUAACGGUGAUCUCGAGGAUAUAUUUUUAUCACCAAGAUCUUUUGACGAAGAGGAAUUCGAGCAAUCUUUUGAUUCUCUCUUUGACGGUGAAGAUAGUAUGAUUAUUGAAAUUGAGAAUUCCGAUAAUAGUCAACAAACGAUCAAGGAAUCUAAUAACGAUUUCAAACAAACUGAACAAGAGAAACAUGAGUAUCAGUUAUUAUCUUUACAUAGACACGCAAGAGCAAUUCGAAAAAACCCUCACCUUUUUCAUCUUUUCCGUUAG
Melampsora larici-populina 98AG31 is the source of this 1020-nucleotide messenger RNA. RefSeq lists its product as uncharacterized. NCBI's taxonomy places the organism in Eukaryota, Fungi, Basidiomycota, Pucciniomycetes, Pucciniales, Melampsoraceae. The transcript is spliced from 3 exons. The record is from RefSeq and is a predicted model, not a curated record. Bases 1 to 1020 code for a protein of 339 amino acids.